Molecule: messenger RNA, 2870 nt
Organism: Armigeres subalbatus
Lineage: Eukaryota; Metazoa; Arthropoda; Insecta; Diptera; Culicidae
Product: cyclin-L2
Exons: 4
Coding region: 258-2042 (594 amino acids)
Biological process (GO): regulation of transcription by RNA polymerase II
Cellular component (GO): nucleus
Molecular function (GO): cyclin-dependent protein serine/threonine kinase regulator activity
Source: RefSeq, a predicted model, not a curated record
CUUCACUUUUGCUGGUGCCGUCGUUCGUCGCGAAGGUUGUGCGUUUGUUCCAAUUUUUUUUUGCAUUUUCCCUUCCGAUCCGAGGCGUGUGUGCAGAUUCGUUUUAAAUAUCGUAAAGGAGAACAAAAUUGUUAUCAGUAUAUUAACUUCUACUAAAUGUAUUUGGUGACACGCCAACAGUGAAAAGUUGUGAGCCAGCGCUGGGCCUAUUUGGCUUUGUGAAAAGUGCGGAAGUGAAUUGAGUUCGUCCGAAAAAGAUGAGCAGCGCAAAACUGGCUCCACCAGCAGCAUCAGCAGCAGUGACAAUGACCACGAAUGACGCGGUCACCGCUGCUGCCACCGCCAAACCCAACCAGCAGACGACAGGGUCACAGAGCCAACAGCAACGAUCGUACGGGAAAAUCGUUCUUACGCUGGAAAACUGUCUCCUCCCGGAGACGAAGCUCGAUUUAACGCCCUCGCAGGUGGAUGGAUUGGAUCGCGAGACGGAAAUUGACUUGCGAAUAUUGGGCUGCGAGCUGAUCCAAACGGCCGGGAUUCUGUUGAAACUGCCUCAGGUGGCCAUGGCAACUGGGCAGGUGCUGUUCCAGCGGUUCUUCUACUCGAAGUCCUUCGUACGGCACAGUAUGGAAGCGACGGCGAUGAGCUGCGUUUGCUUGGCGUCCAAAAUCGAAGAAGCCCCUCGGCGCAUUCGGGACGUCAUCAAUGUGUUUCACCACAUCAAACAGGUCCGCGGACAGAAGCCCUUGAUACCGAUGAUUCUAGAUCAGCACUAUAUCAAUCUGAAGUCCCAAGUGAUUAAAGCGGAAAGGCGAGUUCUUAAAGAGCUAGGAUUCUGCGUUCAUGUCAAGCAUCCUCACAAGCUGAUAGUCAUGUACCUGAAGUACUUGGAGCUGGAAAAGCAUCAGAACAUGAUGCAAAUGGCGUGGAAUUUCAUGAACGAUUCUUUUCGAACGGAUGUUUUUGUACGUUAUCAGCCGGAAACGAUCGCUUGUGCAUGCAUCUAUCUGACAGCCCGAAAGUUGAACAUUCCUCUGCCUAACAAUCCCUCAUGGUUCCUAAUAUUUCGGGUUAGCGAAGAUGAUAUGUUGGAUGUUUGCUAUAGAAUAAUGACUUUGUAUAAAAGAUCCAAACCAAAUGCUGAAACAUUGGAAGAAGCGGUAGACAGCCUCAAGAAGAAAUACCAAGACCAGAAGAAGAAGGAUCGAUCGGAUACGAACACACCACCUACGGUGGUCACUGUCGAUCGCAAUAAUGGGUCCCAUAACGCGUGGGGUGGUUUUAUUUCGCGAGCUCUGCCAGUCACAGCCGGCGGCGAAAACAACGGAAACAAUAACACCGACAAAGACAGCAAAAAGUCACAAUCAAAGUCGCGAUCACGCUCGCGUUCGCCACGAUCCCGAUCAAGAUCGCACUCUCGCUCGCGUUCAGCUUCUCGGUCACGUUCGCGCUCACCAUCCAGAUCAACGCGAUCGAAAUCAAUCUCUCCUCGGUCGAGAACACCGUCGCGAUCACGGUCUCGAUCACGCUCAUCUACGGCAGCACACUCCCCACCGCACUACAACGAAAAAAGCGGCUCGCGAAAAAGUAAAAAAGAUCGCCAUCGAUCGCGAACGCCUUUGAAGUCGUCUAACAAAAAGAAGUCCAAGCAUUACUCACGUUCUCGGUCGGUCACGCCCGAUUCACCACCAAAGUACAAAAAGAGCGAUAAGAAAUACGAUCGUCGGCGGGAUGAUCGUGACGUUCGCGAUAGUCGGUACAUCAACGGAAAUGAUCGGGAUCGCUCGUCCAAGAGUGAUCGUGAUAAGGAUCGCGACCGAAACCGUGACCGUGAUCGGGAUCGCGAUAGGAACCGCGACAAGGGAGGCUACGAUCGGGACGAUUACCGAAAGGAUCACCGCAGCAGCGGUGGCUACGGGAACGGCGACAAGCGGGACAAAUACAUCAGUAGCAGUAGUAGCCGACAUGGAAGUGGCCACGAUCGGCAUCGAUCUUCGAAGCAUGACCGGGACCGAGAUCGGGACCGGGACCGUAGGCGAUAAGGUUUUCGUUGCUGAUGAGAACCCGUUAGGGUGUUUUUUCUUAUAUCAAGUUACGAAUAUGCCAUUUUAAAAGAAUUCUAAUUGUUUUGGAAAAAGUUACAAUGAUUUUGAGCGGAUGUUACGCGUUGCAUAGUAUGACUCUUAAAAUUUACAAAAAUGAUCGUUUUAUCAGAUGUGUAUUAUUUCAUCGUUAGAAUAUAAUAUGAACCUAGAAGAUUAGGAUUUUCUCUGAAGCUGAUAUCAUCAUAGAUGUAACAAAGAAAAGCUUAUUCUCUGUGACAAAUCGGUUUACUCAAUACCAUUUACUUGCUCAAUAAUAGGUCAUCAAAUUUAACACUUCAAAAGUGGGAUACGAUAUUAUCGUUAAAGUCGUAAUGGAGCAUAGAGGAAUGUGCUGACGCUUGUUUUGGUAAACCACAGAGCAAGUAUGAGCUGUUUAUCUUACCGUUUGCUUCCUUGCUAAUGGUAAUGCAAUUUCCGAAAUCUACAAAUAGACACAAUUUUCCAUAUAUAUACUAUAGUGCAGGAAAACGCAUUUUUGUUUUGUUUUAUGGGACAUACUGUCAUACGUUCCAAGAAAAUAAAAAAACUUGAUAAAACACAAGUUAAGCUUUAAUAUUAUUAAUUUAAAAACAACUUUGACAUCGCCAAAAUCUUGAUGGAAUCUGCAUUGAAAACGUUGUUCCAUUUUUUUUCAAUUUUUAGUUAUCUUCAUUGAUACAAGAAAGACAACCGAAGCCGAUCAUUUUCAGGCAUGUGUGUAUAAUUUUUGUCACUUUACACUGAGAAUAGAGCGAAUGGUACUGAAAUUCAACAGUUUCAAUGUGA